Molecule: messenger RNA, 3619 nt
Organism: Pelobates fuscus (common spadefoot toad)
Lineage: Eukaryota; Metazoa; Chordata; Amphibia; Anura; Pelobatidae
Gene: UHRF1
Product: ubiquitin like with PHD and ring finger domains 1
Exons: 16
Coding region: 234-2546 (770 amino acids)
Biological process (GO): negative regulation of gene expression via chromosomal CpG island methylation
Molecular function (GO): ubiquitin protein ligase activity; protein binding
Source: RefSeq, a predicted model, not a curated record
UCGGGCAGCGCUCGCUCACUCAGACUCCCGCCAAACUAUAAACCGCGCGAACACGGCCAGCUCGAGCGCUCACUCAGCAGUUCGUAACCGGGAAAACUGCCCGUGUGUGAUCCAUACCGACCGAGUGACCGUGCGGCGCUGUACUGAGCCGAUACACAGAGUUUACUUUCAGUCGGAGUUAGUUUUUUUUGCAGUUAGUUUGUUUGACGGCCCGUGUCGUUGUUACUCCCGAGAUGUGGAUCCAGGUGCGGACUAUGGACGGGCGGGAGACCCACCGCAUCGACUCCCUGUCCAAACUGACCAAGCUGGAGGAGCUGCGGCAGAAGAUCCACGAGGUGUUCGGGGUGGACAUGGAGAAACAGCGGCUCUUUUACCGAGGGAAACAGAUGGAAGAUGGCCACACACUGUUUGAUUAUAAUGUUGGGCUUAAUGACAUUGUCCAGUUGCUGGUGCGUCAGGUUCCAGCUUCCGUUCCUGCAAAGGAGAAAGAGUGUGAACUCUCGGAUACAGAUUCGGGCUGUGGUUCAGGCCAUAGUGAUUCUGAUAAAAAUUCGAACAAUGGAGAAACUGCAAUGGAUACAGAGCCUACCCCAGCUGCUUCUGUAGAUAUUGGCCUGUACAAGAUAAAUGAACUUGUGGAUGCUCGUGAUCUCAACAUGGGUGCGUGGUUUGAGGCUCAAGUGGUUAACAAAACAAAGAGAGUUGUGCAGAAUGGGACAGAGUCUGAAGGUCAGCCUUCAGCAUCAGAGGAUGAAGUGAUCUACCAUGUGAAAUAUGAGGACUACCCUGAAAAUGGUAUUGUCCAGCUUACUGGAAAAGAUGUCAGAGCACGAGCCCGAACCAUCCUCAAGUGGAAGGAGUUAGCCGUGGGGCAGGUUGUGAUGGUGAAUUAUAAUAUAGAUGAACCCAAAGAAAGGGGUUACUGGUAUGAUGCAGAGAUUCAGAAAAAGCGAGAAACAAGAACAAUCAAAGAAAUCUAUGCAAAGGUGGUGUUGGGAGAUGCAGGUGACUCCUUGAAUGACUGCAAAAUUGUAUUUGUUGAGGAGAUUUACAAGAUUGAGGAACCUGGCUGUGCACCCGCUGGUAUUACAGAGAGUCCGCAAAAAAGGCAAAAUGGUCCAGAAUGUAAAGACUGUAAAGAUGAUCCUAAAAAAACAUGUCGUAUGUGUGCAUGCCAUGUUUGUGGAGGCAAACAGGACCCUGGGAAACAGCUACUGUGCGAUGAGUGCGACAUGGCAUUCCACAUAUAUUGCCUUAAUCCUCCCCUUUCCAGCAUACCUCAAGAUGAAGACUGGUACUGUCCAGAUUGCAGAAAUGAUGCUAGUGAAGUGGUCCUGGCUGGAGAGAAACUGAAAGAAAGCAAGAAAAAAUCAAAAAUGGCAUCUGCUAGCUCUUCUUCUCAGAGAGACUGGGGGAAAGGAAUGGCGUGUGUUGGCCGAACACGAGAAUGCACAAUUGUUCCUUCCAAUCAUUAUGGACCAAUUCCUGGUGUACCUGUUGGUACUAUGUGGAAAUUCAGAGUUCAGGUUAGCGAAGCUGGUGUACACAGACCACAUGUAGCUGGUAUCCAUGGAAGAAGCAACGAUGGUUCAUACUCCCUGGUAUUGGCAGGCGGUUAUGAGGAUGAUGUGGAUAAUGGGAAUGAAUUUACUUACACUGGUAGUGGAGGACGUGACCUUUCUGGAAACAAGCGUACAGCUGAGCAGUCAUGUGAUCAGAAAUUAACAAAUAUGAACAGAGCUUUGGCACUAAACUGCAGUGCUCCUAUCAAUGACAAAACUGGUGCCGUAGCAAAGGAUUGGAAAGCCGGCAAACCAGUGCGAGUUGUGCGUAAUGCUAAGGGACGGAAACACAGUAAAUAUGCACCAGAAGAUGGAAACCGCUAUGAUGGGAUCUACAAGGUAGUGAAGUAUUGGCCUGAACAAGGGAAGUCUGGGUUCCUUGUAUGGCGCUACAUGCUGAGGAGAGAUGAUGAAGAACCAGCUCCAUGGAGCAAGGGUGGCAAGGAAAGAGUAGAAAAGCUUGGCCUCACUUUGCAGUAUCCUGAAGGUUAUUUGGAAUCUGUCUUAAAUAAGGAGAGGGAGAAGGAAAAUAAGCUGAAUGAUCUGGAAACUCCUGAAAAAGGAAAACGGAAGAGGAAAUCUGAUAAAGGUGAUGUUCUUGAAGUACUUGAUGGAACUCCAAAGAAAGUAAAGGUGGAACUAUACAAGCUCAGCACAGAGCAGAAAGCUCUUAUUAAAGAGGAUACACUGAACACAAAAUCAUGGAAUGAAGUAAUGCCAUUCCUUAAAGAAGGACCUAAAUUUUUGAGCAAGGUCGAAGAAACAUUCCUGUGUAUAUGCUGCCAAGAAGUAGUCUAUGAACCAAUCACAACUGAAUGCUUGCAUAAUAUUUGUAAGGGUUGCCUGGAUCGUUCCUUUAAAGCAUCUGUGUACAGCUGCCCAGCCUGCAGAUUUGACCUGGGCAAAAACUAUUCCAUGAGUGUGAACAAGCCACUUCAAACCAUCCUCCUACAACUGUUUCCUGGAUAUGAACGUGGACGGUGAUAAGGAUGCAUAUAUUGAAUGAUCUGCCUUUAUCUGUAUGGAUUUAAGGGACUGUUUUUUUGUGAAUCCUGUUAAUAGGAUUAUUUUAAAAUUCUUCCUUUCCUAUUGCAGAUGUAUAUCUGUACUGUGGGGACACUUCAGGUUUUGGAAAUCUAAAGUUGUCUUUCUACCUGUAAAAUUAAGGCUAAUUGGGAUACUAUUGUCUUGUUAGAAGCCUGGACAGGUAUACUCAGAUUUGACUGUCGUGUGCAAAGCCGUUUUGUCUCGUAACCCAUUUCCCUUUGGAGAGUUGCAGCACCUAUUUGCUUUUUUUUUCUUGGUCCAGGGAUAUCCUUCUACCUCAAUCAGACCUUGACUGUUUGUUUUUCUCUCAAGACUGCAUGCCUGCCAUAGCCGCAGAAUGUUCAGUCUCACUGCCAUAAGUGCUUUAGGUAGAUUGGUCUUGAAUUUGUUUCAUGAUUUAAUGUUUUUUUUUAUUUUUAGCAUUUAAAUGUAAACUUUUCAAAUCGUGGGGCUUCAUUUUGAUAAAUUUGCAAAUAAAUGUGCCUCUUGAUUUUUGUAUCAACUCCUUGGUUUGCUGGUAGCUUCCAGUUUUGUAGUUUGCCAAGUUACAGAUAGCAAUUUUUACACGUCCAAGCUGUUUAAUUUUUAUUAUACAAAAACUGGCCUAAAUGAAAUAUAUUACUUUUCCACUAGCUGUGUAUUCUAAGUAGUCUUGCUUAUCUAGCAGUACUGUGCCAUUUUUAUCAGUUCUAUAUUUUGAUUGUUUGGACUUUACUUUCAAGUGGUUUGCAGCUUUUUAUUACUGGUGUAUCAGGAGCCCAAUGUAAACCUAGCAGAUUUUUUUUUUUAAUAUUUUUCCACUGGUUGUUUUCCAAAUAGUAUUGCUUAUCUAGCUGUACUAUAUGUAAUUUUAAACUUUUAUUUUCUUCCCCUCAGUUUUUGGACUAGACUUUUGAGUGAUUUGCAGGUUUUUUUAGUCAUGCUUUAAGCCCAAUGUAAGGGGAGCAGAAAGACGUUUUAAACUAUAUCUAUUAAACAAAAAUGGCCUAAAUAAAAUGUUUCUUCCUCCA